Vitis riparia (riverbank grape) is the source of this 2316-nucleotide messenger RNA. Its product is annotated as importin subunit alpha-2-like. The transcript has 11 exons. Gene Ontology annotation, cellular component: nucleus; cytoplasm. Gene Ontology annotation, molecular function: nuclear import signal receptor activity; protein binding. Lineage: Eukaryota; Viridiplantae; Streptophyta; Magnoliopsida; Vitales; Vitaceae. The record is from RefSeq and is a predicted model, not a curated record. The coding region runs from base 58 to 1641 and encodes 527 amino acids. Gene Ontology annotation, biological process: NLS-bearing protein import into nucleus.
ACCCCUCUCUAGGGUUUUUCAUUUUCACUGUCCAGCAAUUCUCCGACACCAUCGACGAUGUCUCUCCGGCCGAGCGCGAGGACCGAGGUUCGACGGAACCGAUACAAGGUGUCUGUAGAUGCGGAAGAAGGUCGGAGGCGGAGAGAAGACAACAUGGUUGAGAUCCGAAAGAAUCGGAGAGAAGAGAGCUUGCAGAAGAAGAGACGCGAAGGCCUUCAGGCCCAGACGUUACCUGCGUCAAUCCAUUCUGCUGCUGUUGAAAAGAAGUUGGAAUUUUUACCAUCCAUGGUUGCUGGUGUCUGGACUGAUGACAGUAACAUACAACUUGAGGCAACUACACAAUUUCGAAAGUUGCUUUCAAUAGAGCGUUGUCCCCCAAUUGAGGAAGUUAUUCAAUCUGGCGUUGUUCCUCGUUUUGUUGAGUUUCUUGUGAGGGAGGACUUCCCACAGCUUCAAUUUGAAGCAGCAUGGGCUCUCACAAACAUUGCUUCUGGGACAUCUGACAACACUAAGGUGGUAAUUGAUCAUGGGGCUGUCCCGGUGUUUGUGAAACUUCUUGGUUCUCCAAGUGAUGAUGUUCGUGAACAGGCUGUGUGGGCCCUAGGAAAUGUUGCCGGUGAUUCCCCCAGAUGCCGUGAUCUUGUCCUUGGCCAUGGGGCUCUGCUUCCUUUGCUAGCACAGUUGAACGAACAUGCAAAGCUGUCUAUGCUCAGGAAUGCUACUUGGACACUUUCAAAUUUCUGUAGGGGCAAGCCACAGCCUCCUUUUGAUCAGACAAAGCCUGCUCUUCCAGCACUUGAGCGUCUUAUUCACUCAAAUGAUGAAGAGGUGUUAACUGAUGCAUGUUGGGCACUGUCUUAUCUUUCUGAUGGUACAAAUGACAAAAUUCAAGCUGUUAUUGAAGCGGGUGUAUGUCCUAGGCUUGUUGAGCUUUUACUUCACCCAUCUCCUUCUGUUCUCAUUCCUGCACUUCGCACAGUUGGAAACAUUGUCACUGGAGAUGAUAUGCAAACCCAGUGCAUAAUCAACCAUCAGGCACUCCCUUGCCUUCUGAACCUGUUGACUAAUAACCAUAAGAAGAGCAUCAAGAAGGAAGCUUGUUGGACUAUUUCAAAUAUCACAGCUGGAAACAAGGAGCAGAUUCAGGCUGUAAUUGAGGCAAACAUAAUUGGUCCCCUUGUUCAUCUGCUUCAAAAUGCUGAGUUUGAUAUCAAGAAAGAGGCUGCUUGGGCAAUCUCAAAUGCUACAUCUGGUGGUUCACAUGAACAAAUCAAGUACCUAGUUAGUCAAGCAUCCAUCAAGCCCUUGUGUGAUCUUCUGGUCUGCCCUGAUCCACGGAUUGUCACAGUUUGUUUAGAAGGGCUUGAGAACAUCUUGAAGGUUGGAGAAGCUGAGAAGAAUUUGGGCAGUACUAGAGAGGUAAAUCUCUAUGCUCAGAUGAUUGACGAUGCUGAAGGGUUGGAAAAAAUUGAGAAUUUACAAAGUCAUGACAACACUGAGAUCUAUGAGAAGGCAGUGAAGAUUCUUGAGACAUAUUGGUUGGAAGAGGAGGAUGAGACCAUGCCUCCAGGUGAUUCUUCCCAACCAGGGUUCCGCUUUGGUGAGGUUCCUGUUCCCACUGGUGGCUUCAACUUCAGCUAAAGGAUUUCUAGUUGGUGGUUCAUUGUAGUCCUAGCUGAGUAUGAAAGGGUAAAUAGUUGGGGUCAGUUGAGGCAUCUUGUCCUUGUCCUUCAGGUCAUAGCUUGUCCAGUCUCCGGUGUGGUUGAAGUCUCUGGUGAUCCAGUAGCCAGAAUAUUUGGGAAGAGAGGGAGAUGGACCCCCAUUACAGAAACUUGGUUUUGUUGCUUCUGCAUAGCAAUGUGGUCGAGAACCAGGAUAUGCUCUUUUUGGCAAGUGGUUGUCCCUGGCAAAGGUGUUCUCUUAAAGUUAAUGUCCAAGUUUAAUCUACUUCUAUUUUCUUAGCUGUUAUACAAGUCACUACAGCGUCCUUAAUACUGUUUGUGGGUGGGUGUUUUUUUGGCGCUUCUACCAAAACCGUCGUUAUCUUGCCCAGCUUGUAGUUUUAAGAGAUAUGGGGAUUUUCUUUUUUCCUUUCUAUUGUAAGUGCUUGCUGUGAUGAUUUUGAUUUUAAUUCUUUCCGCCUCUUUUUUGCCUCAAAAUGUCUUCUCAGGUGGUUUUUUUUUCUUUUGCAAAAAGGAAAUACCAUUUAGAAAUGUGUCAUGCAUAACUGUCAAAAGAACUUCUAUACUAAAGAAAGAAAGAUUCAAGUAUCAUCUAUAAACAGUUUUGUUGUAUUUUGUUGUGAUUAUAUGCUUA